This is a messenger RNA of Stylonychia lemnae, 1254 nucleotides long. The record is from the annotation of a GenBank genome assembly. NCBI's taxonomy places the organism in Eukaryota, Ciliophora, Spirotrichea, Sporadotrichida, Oxytrichidae.
AUGUCUAGGCAAAAGCAAAUUGAACUUAUGAUGAAAGAAUUCAUUCACAAGUAUUCAGAGAGUAAAUCAACUAAACAAAGUGGGGUUACAUUGCCAAUGAUCAACAAAGCAAACAUUUAAGCAACUGGAGAAGGAAAAUUACUUAAUGGCUUUAAGUCUACUAAUUAGUCAAGAAUUAAGCUUGAUAAUAGCCUUCUACCAACCAGUCCUGACAAAAAUUUUCUUAAUUAAUCAUAAGGUGAAGAUGCUGAAUUUAGAAAUACUAAAAGUGUAUUAGCAUCAAGCAUAGAUCAUUCAGACAACAUAAGAGAAUAAUCAUUUCCGAUAGAUUUGAAAUUCAAAAACUUGGCCAAGAAAUCCCCAAGGAGAAUCAAUGGCGAUCAAAAUUCAAAGAGAAGUCAGAAAGCAAGUUUCCAAUUGUUAGAUAAGAACUUUAAAAAGCAGCGAGCUGCCAUGGGUACCUUAGUUAAUCAAAGUGACAAAAUAACAGAAGAUUAAUCUGAAUAAGUUAGCUCAAUGAUACAUUUCAAUGAGACAUUUAACCCGAAUACAAAAGGCAAUUUGAAUUCAAUCUCAUAAGAAGAGUUCAAUUCAAACCCAGUUGUCACCACUUAAAAUGGUGAGCUUUCCGAUAAAAUUGAAACUGGCGAGCUGCUAUCAAUUGAUAAUAGCGCUAAAAAGAGAAAAGAAUUUUAUAAGAUGAUCAGCUCAGAUUAUGUCCCAGGUCCUGGAACAUACAAUGUCUCCUCCAGUUUCAUUUAAACUGAUCGAGGCAAGUUAAGUCACAAAAGACAUUUCAGCUAGAAAGAAUCAAAUCUCAACAGCUCCACUUCAAGAGAAUAAGCCUAUGGUGCUGAUUAGGUAAUUUCAGUUUACUCUGGUAAAGUUUCAGUCGGGGAUGGUAAAUUUGGUUUAAGUUUUGAAAAUGUCAAGAAGCAAUACUUCAAAGAAUAUGAUGUAGAGCUCUAUGGAAGACAUAGUCCUGGUCCCGGAGCUUAUUCACCUUCAACCAGAAUCUUCCCCGACAAUAAAUUUGAUUAAAAGACGAUGUCAAAGGAAAAGAGAGUGUGCCCUAUAGUCCCAAAGUAACAGUAAUAAAUUCAAGCUAGUCCGUUUAGUUAUAAUCAACAAAUUUCUUCAUUUAAUGCUCAUAAGAACUUUAAUCACUACUUUGGCAACAGAGCAGAGCGUAAAGUAGAUGCAAGGCUAUUUGGCUAACAGCAUGCUUACGUAGUAAAAAAAGGAUUGUUUUGA